Nyctereutes procyonoides (raccoon dog) is the source of this 2469-nucleotide messenger RNA. RefSeq names its product endothelial zinc finger protein induced by tumor necrosis factor alpha-like. Gene Ontology annotation, molecular function: DNA-binding transcription factor activity, RNA polymerase II-specific; RNA polymerase II cis-regulatory region sequence-specific DNA binding. The transcript has 3 exons. The coding region runs from base 171 to 1799 and encodes 542 amino acids. Gene Ontology annotation, biological process: regulation of transcription by RNA polymerase II. The record is from RefSeq and is a predicted model, not a curated record. NCBI's taxonomy places the organism in Eukaryota, Metazoa, Chordata, Mammalia, Carnivora, Canidae.
GUCCUCUGCUCUGCCCUUUCCAGGUCCGUCAGCCCCUUGCCUGCCCGUGAUGCUGCCUUGGCUCAGCCAAGGGGGAUAGGGCAGCUUGGGAGGGACCAGCCCUGUGCUCGGGACUUCCAGGAGACAAAUGGGCACCUGGGAGCUGAUGGUUUAAACACCUCAUAGCAAGCAUGAGAAACGCCCCUGCAGAGGCUCCUGGGCAGUGCUGUACCAGCUUCAUGAGAGUCACUGUGAACAUCCAUAUGCAUGUAAAGGAAUCAGUGACGUUCAGGGAUGUGACAGUGGACUUCACCCAGGAGGAGUGGCAGCAGCUGGAGCCUGCCCAGAAGGACCUGUACAGAGAUGUGAUGCUGGAGAACUACAGGAACCUGGUGUCUCUGGACUUGGAGACUAGAGUGGAAAUGAAGCAAUCGGGGCCAACAGAGGACAACGUGGAACACCGCUCGCCUGUUGGGGUGCUUGGGGAAGGCCCUGCAAGGCAUGGUGCCCGCAGCAUGGCAUAUGAAGUCAUGUGGAUGCGGGACCUGGGGGAGAGGCAGCAGGGAGAAGUGCGGACCUGGCUGGAGCAUGAGGAAUGUAAGGCAUUGGCGCCGCGGAGCACCCGCACGGCCCCACUGAGGGAAGAGGGCUCCCCGCCGUUUGUCCUGCACGAGGAGGCCUUCUCGGGUAACCUGGAUCUCAGCCAGCCGUUCAGACGAGACGUGGAGAAGAAGUCUUAUGAUUGCAGCGCAUGUGGUAAGGCUUUCAGCCGCAGCUCGUCCCUCAUGAAGCACCAGCGGAUCCACACCGGCGAGAAGCCCUAUGAGUGUGACGUGUGCGGGAAGCACUUCAUUGAGCGGUCGUCCCUCACCAUCCACCAGCGCGUGCACACUGGAGAGAAGCCAUAUGCAUGUGGGGACUGCGGCAAGGCCUUCAGCCAGCGCAUGAACCUGAUUGUGCACCAGCGCACGCACACGGGUGAGAAGCCAUAUGUGUGCGACGUGUGCAGGAAGGCCUUCCGCAAGACCUCAUCCCUGGCACAGCACGAGCGGGUGCACACAGGUGAGAAGCCAUACGCCUGUGGGGACUGCGGCAAGGCCUUCAGCCAGAACAUGCACCUCAUCGUGCACCAGCGGACACACACGGGGGAAAAGCCAUAUGUGUGCGAUGUGUGUGGCCGUGCCUUCAGCCAGAACAUGCAUCUGACCGAGCACCAGAGGACACACACGGGCGAGAAGCCAUACGCUUGCAAGGAGUGUGGCAAAGCAUUUAACAAGAGCUCAUCCCUCACGCUGCACCACAGAAACCACACGGGCGAGAAGCCAUAUGCAUGUGGUGAGUGUGGCAAGGCCUUCAGUCAGAGUUCCUACCUCAUCCAGCACCAGCGCUUCCACAUUGGUGUGAAGCCCUUCGAGUGUAAUGCAUGCGGCAAGGCCUUCAGCAAGAACUCGUCCCUCACCCAGCACCAGCGCAUCCACACCGGAGAGAAGCCCUACGAGUGCUACAUCUGCAAGAAGCACUUCACGGGCCGCUCGUCCCUCCUUGUGCACCAGAUGGGGCACACGGGUGAGAAGCCGUACGCCUGUGGCGAGUGCGGCAAGGCCUUCAGUCAGAGCGCAUACCUCAUCGAGCACCAGCGCAUCCACACUGGCGAGAAGCCCUACAAGUGCGGCCAGUGUGGGAAGGCCUUCAUCAAGAACUCCUCGCUCACCGUGCACCAGAGAACUCACACAGGGGAGAAGCCCUACAAGUGUGGCGAGUGUGGGAAAACCUUCAGCCGGAACACCAACCUCACACGCCAUCUGAGGAUCCACACAUAGGGGAGGCCUAGGCUGGGGGUCUUCUUGUGUGGGGGCUUUCCUGCAGCCUGUGGGUGGAUCCUGUGGGUGGAUCCCUCAUGCCUGCCGUCAGUGCGACAGCUCUGACGUGGUUGCCCAGGGUAGCAUGGGCCAGAGGGGUGUCUCCCUACGAGGCACCUGCACAUUUCUCUUCAUCUGAUGCCCUGGGGACCAUAGUCAGGGUCAAUGUGGCUGAAGCUUCCAGGAGUGCCAGGAACCUGGGCAUCAGGGUUCCAGGACGUGUCAGUGAGCAGCAGGACCUGGGAUGAGGCAUCCAGUGUCUUUGGGGCAACAGUCAGUUGUAAAGUGCAAGAUGGGGCUGGCAGGGAGAUGGAUUCAAGAUGUGAACAUGGGGACAUUUCUGGACCCUAGCUUUAGUCCAGAUGUCAGGUGGUCACCCCCUGUGGUUCCCCGCUGGGGUGGAAGCCAGAGGGGCCCUCUCUCUGGCCAUCCCCCCUCCCGCAUCCGGCCAUCCCCCUCUCUGUCCAGCCAUCCCCAGGCCACAAAGCCUAAGACUCUGGCAGGCUGUAAGCGGGGCAGGGAGAAGGGGGAAGGUGGUUUUCAGAGUCAGCAGAUAACAGUAAGCACUGCAGAUGCCGAAGUUUCUCAGAGUCUGUUAAAUUUUUUUUAAAUAAAACUUUUAAUUAAGAGA